This is a messenger RNA of Medicago truncatula (barrel medic), 1373 nucleotides long. RefSeq names its product probable protein phosphatase 2C 43. Gene Ontology annotation, biological process: protein dephosphorylation. The transcript is spliced from 4 exons. The record is from RefSeq and is a predicted model, not a curated record. Bases 57 to 1373 code for a protein of 438 amino acids. Lineage: Eukaryota; Viridiplantae; Streptophyta; Magnoliopsida; Fabales; Fabaceae. Gene Ontology annotation, molecular function: protein serine/threonine phosphatase activity; cation binding.
UCUUUCACUUACAAUCAAAAUCACUCUCUUUUCUCACAUUUCCUUCUCCUUCAAAGAUGCAUCCUUGGCUUGAAAAUAUAGUCAAUCUAUGCAGGAAAAGGAAGAAUGACAACAUCAACAUGGCUUUAUUCGACCAAGACCCUCAUGCAAGUUCGAUUGAUCUCAAAAGGCAUUGCUAUGGACAAUUUUCCAGUGCUUUUGUUCAAGCAAAUGAAGCUAUGGAAGAUCAUAGCCAAGUUGAAGUUGCCUCUAGAAAAGCACUCUUUCUUGGAGUUUACGACGGCCAUGCUGGCUUCGAAGCUUCCGUCUUCAUCACUCAACACCUCUUCGACCAUCUACUCAGGGCUGUGCGAGCGAAUGAGAAUAAAAUAACUGAACCUACCCUGAGGGAUGCUGUUUCUGCUACUGAAGCAGGUUUUUUGGAAUAUGUAGAAAAAAAUUAUAGGCAAAAAAAUAAUCUUGGAAAAGUUGGUUCAUGCUGUCUUGCUGGAAUUAUAUGGAAAAAGACGCUACAUGUUGCGAAUCUUGGAGAUUCGCGUGCUGUAAUUGGUACUAUGGUUAAUAAUAAGAUCCAAGCUGAGCAGUUGACAAGAGAUCACAAUUGUAAAGAUGAAGCUAUUAGAAAAGAACUCAUGUCAGAGCAUCCUGAUGAUACUACCAUUGUGAUGUAUGAGAGGGAAGUGUGGCGCGUUAAAGGCAUCAUUACGGUUAGUAGAAGUAUUGGUGAUACAUAUUUGAAGAGGCCUGAAUUUAGUUUGGACGAAUCGUUCCCCAAGUUUGAAGAAGUGCCUGAACCAUUUAUUAGAGGCGUGUUAUCAGCAGAGCCGGAGAUGCGUUCUAGAGAUUUAACAGAGAACGAUAAGUUUCUGAUAUUUGCUUCUGAUGGACUUUGGGAUUUCUUGUCAAAUGAACAAGCAGUUGAAAUUGUUCAAAACAAUUCAAGAAAUAUAUGUGGAAUUGCAAAAAGGCUUGUGAGUACUGUUCUAGCACAAGCGGCUGCUAAUAGGAAUUCUACCUAUAAUACCAUGAAGAAUGCUAAUCUGGGACGUGGCGAUGGGAACAGGAGGUAUUUUCAUGAUGAUAUAAGUGUGAUUGUUGUGUUCUUGGACAAAAAGUCGAUUCUGAGGAUGCCCCUACAUAAUUUGUCCUACAAAAGCUCAUCUGCCAGACCUACAACAUCAGCUUUUGCAGAGUCUGGAUUAACCAUGCAUGGGCUGCAGAGGCUGCAGAAGACUAUUAAAAACCGGUUUCAAGCAAGUUCAUCGCAGGAAGGCGAGAGCUCUCAGACUCAGGACCCUGAGGGCGAGAGCUCUCAAACUCAGAGCCUUUUGGGUCAGAGUUCUCGGGCUGCUAAAGAAAAAAUAUACGAAUAA